Molecule: messenger RNA, 3149 nt
Organism: Vigna angularis (adzuki bean)
Lineage: Eukaryota; Viridiplantae; Streptophyta; Magnoliopsida; Fabales; Fabaceae
Product: putative cyclic nucleotide-gated ion channel 8
Exons: 7
Coding region: 688-3015 (775 amino acids)
Biological process (GO): monoatomic ion transport; transmembrane transport
Cellular component (GO): membrane
Molecular function (GO): monoatomic ion channel activity; protein binding
Source: RefSeq, a predicted model, not a curated record
AACAUCCUUAUGAAGCAAUGGACAGAGAUUAAAUAGCUCCAAAUUUAUACAACAUAAAUGUUGGCUCAUGUUUUACCAAAAAAAGCAGCAUGUCUGAAGACGCAUGUAACUGCCUACAGUCCCUUUUUUCUCUCUAAUUUCAUCUCUUCCCAUUCCUCCGCACUCCCAAUAUACCAUAACAUUGUACAAUCAAAGCCUUCAAAGUAAGUUCCUCAUUCUUUUUUCUGAUCCAAUUUUCCAUCCUUCAUGAAUUGUAAAAGUAGUUCUAUUCCAAUUUUCCUUUUCAAUCAUGGAAAUCGAAGGGGGAGGACCUGCUAGAAAUGGACAACCCUGCAUAUGAUCAUGUCUUUCUCUAUCUACAUCUGGGAAUGAAAUUGUUGAAAAACAUCAUUAUUAUAAUUGUGCAUUGACAUGGUUUAUGAAAACGUACAAUUCAAACCUUAGAAAGUCACAUGUUUGAUAUCGAUAACCCACCCUAAAAUCAUGUCAAAUUUUUAUUUCCUUCGUUGUUUUCAAAGCAUUAUCUUCCUUUGGAUUUCAUAUGUUAGAGCCUAUGUACAGAACAAACUUUCUAACAUCGCUGUGAUUAUCUGCAUUGUUUGAAAUUGAGCAUUAAAAAUACUCUUAUUUCAGGAAACUGCCAGAUAGAUUUGGUAUUUCUGGCGGUCUCUAUGUAAUUUCUUCAAAAUGUUUGACUCUGGUUACAAGUCACAGUAUAUUGGAGGCCAGAAGGAGAAGUUCGUAAGGUUGGAUGAUCUGGAUUCGAAUUUGUCGUAUCAAUCAAGCUCAAGUGGGAUGAAAAAAUUAAGAUUCAAUUUAGAUUCUCUGCCAAUUCCUGGUCGUGGAAGAAAAAGAGCAUCGAAAUCGUUUAAGCUAGGAGUGAAGAAGGGUUCGGAUGGACUAAAAACAUUUGGAAGAUCACUCAAGAGUGGGGUGACUACAUGGGCAGUGUUCCCUGAAGACCUUAAAGUUUCAGAGAAAAAAGUGUUUGAUCCUCAAGACAAGAACCUUCUGUAUUGGAACAAGUUUUUUGAGAUUCUAUGCAUUUUUUCUGUGGCUUGUGAUCCCUUCUUCUUUUAUCUUCCUUAUUUCAACCACAAAUCAUUUUGCCUCGCCAUAGAUAAUGAGCUAGCAAGUUUUGCUGUCACAUUGAGAACAAUAUGCGAUGCCGUUUAUCUUAUCCGCAUAAGUUUUCAGUUCCGCACUGCUUACAUCGCACCAUCAUCUCGGGUAUUUGGACGAGGUGAACUUGUCAUAGAUCCUACACAGAUUGCCAAGAGAUACUUACGACGUUAUUUCAUCAUUGACUUCGUUUCUGUGCUCCCUAUACCACAGAUUGUAGUGUGGAAAUAUCUUUACAGAUCAGGACGUGUAAAGGUCUUGGAAACAAAAACGUUACUGCUGAGAAUUGUGAUUCUGCAAUAUUUUCCAAGAUUUAUACGUUUUUUACCUUUAGCUUCUGAAGUUAAAAAGACAGCUGGUGUUUUUUCUGAGAACGCACUGCUCGGGGCCAUGUACUAUUUGAUAUGGUAUAUGCUUGCUAGUCACGUAAGUUCAACUCUUGGAUAUAGCAAACUAAAUCGUCUCCUUCAUUCUUCUGACAAUUCUCCAAUGUCACAGAUAACUGGCUCUUGCUGGUACUUACUAGCCAUUGAACGUAAUGACAGCUGCUGGAAGAAUGCUUGUAGAGCAGUUGAAGGGUGCAAUACACAUUUCUUGUACUGUGCGAAUUCGAACAAGCGUAUGCCAGGGUAUGACACUUGGAGAAAUGUUAGCGAAACUGUUCUGAAAAGUCAGUGCUAUGUGGAGGAUGGUUCCUCAGAAUUUAGCUAUGGCAUCUUCUCUCAAGCUAUAGAGUCUGAUAUUGUUGCUUCCAUAGAAGUUUUUCCUAAGUUCUGUUACUGUUUAUGGUGGGGUCUUCAAAACUUGAGUACACUUGGUCAGGGGCUUCUAACCAGUACAUACCCAACAGAGGUUAUGUUUUCCAUAGUAAUAGCUAUCAUGGGGCUUAUCCUUUUUGCUCUUCUGAUCGGAAACAUGCAGACCUACCUUCAAUCGAUGUCAGUUCGUCUUGAGGAAAUGAGGAUCAAAAGACGUGAUUCUGAGCAAUGGAUGCAUCAUCGUUUGCUUCCUCCAGAACUAAGGGAAAGAGUGAGACGCUAUGACCAAUACAAGUGGCUGAACACCCGUGGAGUAGAUGAAGAGAGCAUAGUUCAGAGUCUUCCAAAAGAUCUCAGGAGAGAUAUCAAACGGCAUCUUUGUUUGAAUUUAGUCAGAAGGGUUCCUCUCUUUGCCAACAUGGAUGAACGUUUGCUUGAUGCUAUAUGUGAGCGAUUGAAGCCUAGUUUAUAUACAGAGGGAACUUACAUAGUGAGGGAAGGGGACCCAGUUAAUGAGAUGCACUUCAUCAUACGUGGGCGUCUAGAGAGUGUCACCACAGAUGGUGGAAGAAGUGGGUUCUUCAACAGAGGUCUUCUGAAGGAAAAUGACUUCUGUGGAGAGGAGCUACUAACGUGGGCAUUGGACCCCAAAUCAGGUGCUAACUUGCCAUCAUCAACAAGAACUGUAAAGGCUAUAAAUGAGGUGGAGGCAUUUGCUUUGGAAGCAGAGGAGUUGAAGUUUGUUGCUUCCCAGUUUAGGCACAUCCACAGCAGACAGGUUCAGCACACCUUCCGUUUCUAUUCACAGCAGUGGAGAACAUGGGCUGCUAUCUACAUUCAAGCUGCAUGGAGGCGGCAUUGCAGGAGAAAGAUAGCAGAACAGCGCAGGAGGGAGGAAGAAGAAUUAUAUGACUCUGAUUAUGACAACAGUGAUGAUUCUGCAAAAGCGUUGGUCAAGCAUUCUGAAAAGGCUGCUUUUCCUUCUUCUAACCUUGGACUUGCUACAACCGUCUAUGCAUCUCGCUUUGCUGCAAAUGCACUUCGUGGUCAUAGGCGUCGUGAUUCAAGUUCCAAGGACAUACUCAAACUCCAAAAGCCCCCAGAACCUGACUUCAGUGAUUAUGAUGAAAACUGAUCCUCCUCCCCUUGCGGUUCAACUUGACUUGCAAGAUAUGCAUUCAUCAGCUGAUAUCACUAACGGUGUUAGCUUAUGAGGUUCAACAAAUUUUUGUUUGGGUAACCUAGAACACGAGUCUAGGUUUGUUUAAU